GCGUCAAAAUGAAAAGCGCCGCACGCAGCCUUUCACCUUUUAUUAGACCUGUUGAUGACUUAAACGAUGCGAAUUUUGCGCCCAGCAUUGGAAGGGCGUUCCGGCGCUUUAGAGAGUGGCGGCUGCGGGCGGCGCCGGGCGCUCGCCUCGGCCCCCGAGUUUGGCAAAUUAGCAGUGACCAUGCACGCGAAUUGGCCUGCUUGGGGCAUCUCCUUGGCCAAUCGAUAGCUGAUGUAGUAUCACAGCGGCCUGAUACGGAUUUAAUACGCAUGAUCCUGACACACACGAGCGAAAGAGUGAGCGAGCGAGCGCGUGCUGCCUGCCAGAGAGCGACGGCUGGCUGGCUGCCUCGGCGUUUUUGUUGCCGGGGGUUGCGUUGGUACCUCUGAUUUGUUUGAAGUUGUUAGGCGCUUAGCUGCUGCCGCUGUUACCGUGGGGUCACAUUAGGUGUGGUGUAGUGUGUGUGGAACGAGCUCGAGAGGCACACUCUCUCGCACUGGCCGAAUAUGACGCACUUGCGCAAAGCUUUGAUGCGCUCAAGGGCGCUCUGCAAACUAACAACAACUCUUUUCUUCGUUCCUUUUCGGAUUGUGUCACUGCUUAAUAUCGCGUAGCUCUGAAAUCGGAGGAGAGUACGCGUGCGGCUGCCGGCCGACCGAGUUGAACGCCUCUCGCCACCGACUAUGGUCAAGUACAAUGGCGGCGCAGUAGCCACAGGGAUCCCCAAAAUGGAGAAUUUUCCUCAGGCGAUCGACCCGAGGAAGCAGGAACUGUUGGAGGCCCGAUUCCUCGGCGCGUCUCGAGGCCCGCCGGAGUACUGCCCGUCGACCGCCUGCCAGUGUCCGACCGUCGCAGGCCCGCCCCCGCCUCCCCCGACGAGCUCGGCCGUGGGCGCCCGAUGUGCCAUGCCCUCCGGCUCGGCGGCGUCCAACCCUCUCGAGUGGAUGGUGAUGAACGCGGCUGGCAGCACUGCCCGCGUACCUGACCCGAGGCCACCACUCCAGCAGCAGAUGUCCACGGCGCCUCUCCAGAUGCCUCCGCAGGGGGUGCCCCAGGUGCAGCCACCCCCGCCCACAGCCCCUCCCCCAAUGCCCAACCCUGGGCACCCCAUGCAUAGUCAAGAUUCAAACUUGAGUACAGGUUCCUCUCACAGUGAUAAAGAAAUGGACAACACGCCAGAAAAAGUUCCUCGGAGUACAGAGCGCAAGCGGAAGCGGAAAGCAGACGACGGCGGCUUUGGCGGAGGGAGCAAGGGCUCCCGUAGUGAUAGCAAAAAAAUCAAUGAGUAUUUCCCAAAGCACCCCAGCAAUAGCCCCAUCAGGCAUGGGGGCGCCAAGAGUCCCUCUCCGCAGCAAGGCUACGUAAUGUUCCCGAGUCAGCAGAUCAUGGUCCCUGGCGACUACUCGAUGCAGCCUCCAACAAGACCCCAUAUCCAGUUUGCCACCAAACAAGUGCAAACAGAUCUAACCUGUCAGAAAAUUCAGGAAUUCGAGACGCAGGCGUCUUCUGACCUGGAGAUGCGCAACAAUAAAAUCGACGAACUUCAACGGUCAAACGACGAGUUGAGGCACCAGCUGUCAGUGCAGCAGAAGCUGAACGAGCAGGGCAAGAGUCACCACAGCAAGUGCAUCGACGUGGUCAAGAAGUUGCUCAAGGAGAAGUCGAACAUAGAGAAAAAGGAGGCGCGGCAGAAGUGCAUGCAGAACAGACUGAGGCUGGGUCAGUUCGUGACGCAGCGGGUGGGUGCCACCUUCCAAGAGAACUGGACGGACGGCUACGCGUUCCAGGAGCUGGCUAGGCGGCAAGAGGAGAUCACGGCCGAGCGCGAGGAGAUUGACAGGCAAAAGAAGCUGCUGCUGAAGAAGCGGCCGAGCAACAGCGAGACUGGCCGUAAGCGCAGUGGCUCGCAGGCUGCCGCCGCGGCCAGCAUGCACAACGGCGGCACCGACAGUGCGUUUCUCAAGCCGGACGCGGUCAGAGACUUUUCGUGGCAAGAGUACUACGAGGCCGACGAGAUCCUCAAGCUGCGGCAGAGUGCGCUGAAGAAGGAGGACGCCGACCUGCAACUCGAGAUGGAAAAGCUUGAGCGGGAACGCAACCUGCACAUCAGGGAACUGAAACGCAUCCACAACGAGGACCAGUCAAGGUUCAACAGUCAUCCCGUAUUGAACGACAGGUACCUCUUGUUAAUGCUGCUGGGCAAGGGCGGUUUCAGUGAGGUGCACAAGGCUUUCGACCUGAAAGAACAGAGGUACGUGGCUUGCAAGGUGCACCAGCUCAACAAGGACUGGAAGGAGGACAAGAAGGCUAAUUAUAUAAAGCACGCGUUGCGGGAAUACAAUAUUCACAAGGCGUUAGACCACCCUCGAGUCGUCAAGCUCUUUGACGUCUUUGAAAUAGACGCUAACUCCUUCUGCACUGUCCUCGAGUACUGUGAUGGCCACGACCUCGACUUUUACCUGAAGCAGCAUAAGACAAUCCCCGAGAGGGAAGCGAGGUCCAUUGUGAUGCAGGUCGUAUCGGCCCUCAAGUACCUCAACGAAAUCAAGCCCCCAGUAAUUCAUUACGACCUGAAGCCAGGCAACAUUUUGCUGACUGAAGGCAACGUAUGCGGAGAGAUAAAGAUCACAGACUUUGGUCUGUCCAAGGUUAUGGACGAGGAGAAUUACAACCCCGACCAUGGCAUGGACCUGACCUCUCAGGGCGCUGGCACGUACUGGUACCUGCCGCCAGAAUGCUUUGUCGUCGGUAAGAAUCCACCCAAGAUAUCUUCCAAAGUUGACGUGUGGAGCGUGGGUGUGAUUUUCUAUCAAUGCCUGUACGGCAAAAAGCCAUUUGGUCACAACCAGUCGCAAGCCACGAUUCUAGAAGAGAAUACAAUUCUGAAAGCCACCGAGGUGCAGUUUGCUAACAAACCGACAGUCAGCAGUGAGGCCAAAAGCUUUAUCCGGAGCUGUCUGGCGUACCGAAAGGAGGAGCGGAUUGACGUGUUCGCGUUGGCGCGGCACGAGUACCUGCAGCCGCCGAUCCCCAAGUCGGGCCGCAGCAGCCAGGCCAGUAGCCAGCAAAGCGUAGCGUGCCAACCGCACCCUCACACGCCGCUGCCGAGCCAGACGGUGGUGCAGCAGGCGCCGAGCACGCCACAGCCGCAGCAGACCUCCUUCCCGGCGGGCAUGUUUUCUGGCAUGAACGCCUCCAGCUCGUCGUAGUGGCCACUCCCGUGCGAGAAACUGUCCGAGUUGCCCCUGUAAAAAGGCACCCCCGCCCCGCCCCCCUCCAGGACGAGUCUCCGGCAUUGGGAAACGCGCGUCGUUAUGCUUGCUAGUAGCAUAAAUAUUUAAAAAAUUGAAUUUAUGAAGAAAAAAGGAAACAGCUGUUUGAAAAAAGAUGAUCCGUGGCUGGCGGGUUUUUUUGGCGAUCUCCGAAGACACUUUUUCUCUCUUUCUCUCCAAAACAAUAAAAUCUUGUAGGUUAAUUUUUUGCUUAGCUGUAAAUUUCUUUGAAAAAUUUUGUUAUUGUUUACGUGGUAGAAAAUGUAUUUUCUAAAAUGAACCCGCAAAGAUUGAUUUGAUUUUUGGUGCAAUCGCGUAUAUUUAAUUUAUUACUUUGGUUUGAGCCGUGUUAAAAUCUUGCCAAGAAAAAACCCACCUUGCUGCCAGUCCCGUUUAAUUGUAUCCGACACACAUACACUCACCACACACUUGGAAAUCAUCAGAUUUCAACAGUCGCAGCUUUUUUUUGUUUGCUUUUGAGUUUUGGUACGUGAAAAUCUGAAUAAGCUAAUAAACACACACACGAGUUCUUUCACGAGAGGAAUAAUUAUUAUCCGUCAUCGUCGUCUGACACGCGGCGCUGAGAACUGACGAAACCUAUUUAAACACAAACUGUGAAAAUGAAAACACGAAUCAUCUCAAGCGGCGGCCUCGAGAGGACAAUUGUCGCGGCCGCGAGUGAUUAUGGACGAUUCGAGCAAGAAGACAGUGGAAUGUGAUGUGUGACAGGCGGUUUGUUCUGCUCCAUAACGUGUGGCAUGCAAACAGUAAACUACGCUAGUGUGAUAUUAAGUAGUGCACGAUAAGCUAAUCAAAAAUGACGGAAAAAUUUGUUGCAGACAAUAUUUAUCGAGCAAAAGAAAGAAAAAAGAAUUCCAAGAACUACAUUUGGAUGUAUGUACAGUCUUGUAACAUAGUCCACCGACCCUGCAACAUGCUGCAUUCUGUUGCCCGGCGUUUUGUGAAACUCAGCCGGCAUUCGGGCUUCGAACACUGGACACCCAACUACUAACCAAUUGCAAAUCUGUCCCGUUGGAAACGAUCGAAACCCACCCCUCACCCCUUUUGACAGCCAGCCAAAUUGAGCCGCAAAUUUUUUACUCGACGAAAGCUGUCAGUGUGCGAAGUGCGAAUCGCCCGGCAAACAAUGUGGAGCCAAUACUGAUUGUACUUAAAAAAAUUAAAUUAAAUAAAAACACUGCGAGGAAGGAUCGGAAAGUGCAGCGUACGUACAAGCACACGGGGCAGAUUGAAAAUUUAGCAGAAAAAUAUUCUCCAACGAACAAACACAAAUUGUGAGCGUGUGCGGCGCCUACUUUACCUACAGCAAGCAAAUCUUAUCAUUGUCAUGAGCUUCCAUGUUCUGUAGUAGACCACAAAACCGAGAAAGAAAACCGAAUGGCAUUGUAAUAUUAACGAAUUAAUUCAAGUACUUCUAUCAAUCUCUCCUCAUUCAUUCUCACUCUCAUUACUCAAGAAACGACAAAACUCGAAUGUAUCAGCGAAGCAGCUCCCAUAAUUACUUGUUGUGCGCCACCCUCCGAGAGCUUGACCAACCGCCGCCUGCCAUGUUGAUGACAGGUCAUACAGACAUGUGGCGCUGUAGAAUAAAACAUACUUAGAACUUAAAAAAUUACAAA
Messenger RNA from Cloeon dipterum, 4912 nucleotides. RefSeq names its product serine/threonine-protein kinase tousled-like 2. The transcript is spliced from 12 exons. The record is from RefSeq and is a predicted model, not a curated record. Gene Ontology annotation, biological process: intracellular signal transduction; chromosome segregation; peptidyl-serine phosphorylation. Lineage: Eukaryota; Metazoa; Arthropoda; Insecta; Ephemeroptera; Baetidae. The coding region runs from base 684 to 3209 and encodes 841 amino acids. Gene Ontology annotation, molecular function: protein serine/threonine kinase activity; ATP binding. Gene Ontology annotation, cellular component: nucleus.